Paramacrobiotus metropolitanus is the source of this 773-nucleotide messenger RNA. RefSeq lists its product as uncharacterized. Lineage: Eukaryota; Metazoa; Tardigrada; Eutardigrada; Parachela; Macrobiotidae. The transcript is spliced from 3 exons. The record is from RefSeq and is a predicted model, not a curated record. Bases 113 to 631 code for a protein of 172 amino acids.
UGUUUACGCUCUAUUAAGCCAUACCAUCGCAUCUUCUUCUUCUUCUGUUCUAUCUGCAGUCGGAUACCGAUAGCCGGUUAUUUUCCCUUUUAUCACAUCCCCCUCCGACAAAAUGAAGACGUUAUUAAUCGGCCUGGCGCUGGGCCUCACGGUUACCAUGGUUUAUGCCCAGUCUACCGGGGCUCCGUCAUCAUCAUCCUACUCCAGCGGUAGCAGCAACAGCAACUACGCUACCCCGACGGCCAACAGUGGAUACAGUGGCGGUAACAGCGGUUACAGCAGUGGCGGCGGAGGAUAUGGAAACGGCGGAGGCGGCUAUGGCGGCGGUGGUGGGGGUUAUGGAGGCGGUGGCAGUGGAGGCGGAUACGGUGAUCUGUUCAGCUUCCCCUUCGGUUACUCCAGCGGCUAUGGUUACGGCUACAGAAGGUACAUCCCCGUGCCCUGGUGGAUCUGGUAUCCAUCCAGCUUUGGAUACAACAAGGGAUUCGGAUUCGGUAUCAAUGGCGGUGGAUUUGGCGGUGGAUACGGUGGUGGCGGAUAUGGAGGUGGCGGUUACGGAGGCGGCGGUUAUGGCGGUGGCGGUUAUGGCAACGGUGGUGGCGGUUACGGCGGCGGCGGUGGCUACCAGUAAAGGCCUACACUUCCGACUCGUGCACCAUUCAACAUCAACAACAACACCACCACCAAGAUUGCUACUCGUCAGUGGCUGGCCACGAAGCGCGCAGGGCAAUCGCAAAAGAAUGUUUUGUUAUCUCGCUAGCGAAUACUGUUUA